UUGGCGCGAAUCCGCGGGGAAUUCGAACGAGGAGAAUAAAAAGUUCCCGCGGCCCCCCAUGGCUUUCUCCCAUCCUCCCUCCCGACGCGAGCGGCUGGCUAGGGUUCGUUUCGUGGUUUGUUGCUUCGUUUGGGAUAUCUGGAUUACAGGAUUCGGAUUCUGGCGCUUGUUUUCCGGUGCGGAGGUGAAGACGGCCUGGAGGCGGAUGGUAGAGCUAUCUUCUCCAAGUUUAGAAUGGUUGAAGGGAUACUGAAGAAGCAUAAGGAUUUCUGAUUUAUUUGUGUAUUCUAUGAGUGUUGAAUCUAUGGCUUUCAAACAAAAGAAGCGAGUGAAGAACACAAAGAACAAGUACCUAAAACCUGGUGCGCUUGCUCAGAUCCGAUAUAGCAGGAGCUCAAGCAAAUCGUGCACGGAUAUUGGGAAGAAAAGGAUCGUGUUGCAGUCAGAGAAGGCGGAGAUUGAUCUGCUUAAUCGGGAUGAGGUCAUUCAGAGCGAUUCACCGAUCGUGUCUCCCAUUAGGGUCAGCUCUCAUCUCGCAAUAGAUGAUGCUAAGCAGCAGAAGCUUCCUCUGACACCUAAAACACCACAGAGUGUAGAUUGUGAUAGUCAAUCAAGACUCGAAUCUCUUCCUAUGGAUAUUCUGGUCAAAAUCCUCUGCCACCUGCAUCAUGAUCAGCUACGAGCUGUUUUCCAUGUUUCCCAGAGAAUUCGAACAGCUGUACUACUGGCCAGGCAAUUGCAUUUCAAUUACACGACCCCAGACCGGUCCAGGCAAGAGAUGCUCAACACCAAGACUCCGGUGCCGACCGAACAUUGGCCUUUUGUGAGGUACAUGACUCGAUGGACACAUUGCAGCUCGUCGUUCCUACUCAUUUCAUUCCUCCUCUUCUUCUCGGCUUACUACAUCCUUGUGGAUUUCCAGCAAGGCAGAUGGAAAGAGGCCAACCCCGCACACACCGAAAGCUCCAAGACACGGCCCUCGUCCUCGCCUUCACCUGAUGGAUAUGAGGCAGAUCGCAGCUGUCCUGUUCCAGGAGUCGACACUCCGUCCGGGGCGAAUCAUGCCACCGGGUCUGCCGAGGCCAAUCUUCAAGCCCGUAGCUUCCACUCGAGUUCUGUUCUACGAGGACGAGCUGUGUCAGGCAGUAGCCCAGAAUAA
Molecule: messenger RNA, 1159 nt
Organism: Musa acuminata AAA Group (dessert banana)
Lineage: Eukaryota; Viridiplantae; Streptophyta; Magnoliopsida; Zingiberales; Musaceae
Product: F-box protein At4g35930-like
Exons: 5
Coding region: 290-1159 (289 amino acids)
Molecular function (GO): protein binding
Source: RefSeq, a predicted model, not a curated record